Molecule: messenger RNA, 2000 nt
Organism: Trachemys scripta elegans
Lineage: Eukaryota; Metazoa; Chordata; Testudines; Emydidae
Gene: EIF2S3
Product: eukaryotic translation initiation factor 2 subunit gamma
Exons: 13
Coding region: 76-1572 (498 amino acids)
Biological process (GO): positive regulation of translational fidelity; formation of translation preinitiation complex
Cellular component (GO): eukaryotic translation initiation factor 2 complex; cytosol
Molecular function (GO): GTPase activity; translation initiation factor activity; GTP binding
Source: RefSeq, a predicted model, not a curated record
GCGGACGGCGCCCCCAGUCCGUGUAGCGCCGGGCUCAGGCGGACGCGCAGGGCUCCUCACUUCCUCUUGGGCAAGAUGGCGGGGGACGAGGCGGGAGUGACUCUGGGGCAGCCGCACCUCUCCCGGCAGGACCUGGCCACCCUGAAUGUUACCAAGCUGACACCUCUCUCACCAGAAGUCAUAAGCCGACAAGCUACAAUUAAUAUAGGCACAAUUGGUCAUGUGGCCCAUGGAAAGUCAACAGUAGUAAAAGCUAUUUCUGGAGUUCACACUGUUAGAUUCAAAAAUGAACUGGAAAGAAAUAUCACUAUCAAGCUGGGUUAUGCCAACGCUAAGAUUUACAAACUUGAUGACCCCAGUUGCUCCCGACCAGAGUGUUACCGGUCCUGUGGAAGUAGUACACCAGAUGAGUUCCCUACAGAUAUUCCUGGGACCAAAGGGAAUUUUAAACUAAUCAGGCAUGUCUCUUUUGUUGAUUGUCCGGGCCAUGAUAUCUUGAUGGCUACUAUGCUGAACGGUGCCGCAGUCAUGGAUGCAGCGCUGCUUUUGAUAGCUGGUAAUGAGUCAUGCCCUCAGCCCCAGACCUCUGAACAUCUAGCUGCUAUAGAAAUCAUGAAAUUGAAACACAUUCUAAUUCUACAGAAUAAGAUUGACUUGGUAAAGGAGAGCCAGGCUAAAGAACAGUAUGAACAGAUUCUUGCAUUUGUACAAGGUACAGUUGCAGAAGGAGCUCCUAUUAUUCCAAUCUCAGCACAGCUGAAAUAUAACAUUGAGGUGGUUUGUGAGUAUAUAGUAAAGAAAAUUCCAGUCCCAUUGCGAGACUUCACAUCAGAACCAAGACUUAUUGUAAUUAGAUCUUUUGAUGUCAACAAGCCUGGAUGUGAAGUAGAUGACCUUAAGGGUGGUGUAGCUGGCGGUAGUAUUCUAAAAGGUGUAUUAAAGGUAGGCCAGGAACUUGAAGUCAGACCUGGUAUUGUCUCCAAGGACAGUGAAGGAAAACUCAUGUGCAAACCAAUCUUUUCCAAAAUUGUGUCACUUUUUGCAGAACACAACGAUCUACAGUAUGCUGCUCCUGGAGGCCUAAUCGGUGUUGGCACUAAAAUUGACCCAACUUUAUGUCGGGCUGACCGAAUGGUGGGGCAGGUUCUUGGUGCAGUUGGAGCACUCCCUGAAAUAUUCACAGAGCUGGAAAUUUCCUAUUUCCUGCUUAGGCGACUGCUAGGUGUGCGCACUGAAGGAGACAAGAAAGCUGCAAAGGUGCAGAAACUAUCCAAGAAUGAAGUUCUAAUGGUAAAUAUAGGAUCCUUGUCUACUGGAGGAAGAGUUAGCGCGGUGAAGGCUGAUUUGGGCAAGAUAGUGCUAACUAACCCUGUUUGCACAGAAGUAGGAGAAAAAAUUGCCCUUAGUCGAAGAGUUGAGAAACACUGGCGUAAUUCUCAGCCUGUGGGCCUGGGCUCUGCAGUUCCAUCUGCAUGUCACUGUCAAUGCUGCUUUGCAAAGUAUGUGUCGUGGGGAGGACAAGGGAACAAAGGGACACUGACCUCCAAGGACCUUUUUCUCUGGCCCCCAUGAGACUGAAGUUUAAUCGGCUGGGGUCAAAUAAGAAGAGGAGUGACAAUCAAGCCAACAGUUGAUGAUGACUGAGAAGUAAAAACGAGUGCUUCAUUUUGAGAGAUGGAAUGCCUAUUUCCAUAUACUUGGGGGUACAUUUUUGGAGUGAAAUUUGUUACACAACUCCCAUUGCCCCAGACAUUUUACUGGAUAUUUACCCUAUUACUAAAAUACUAGUCAGUAUGUCCAAUGAAAGGGUAAAAAAUUGUCAUAGAGAUGGAUCUAAUAAUCCACAUUUUAGCAGAAACUAAUUGUAUGUGUUUCAUGCCAUAUCUAAUUUAUGUUAAUUUGUGUUUGAGAAGAUCUGUUUAAUAUCGCUCAAGCCACCCCCAAUGUAAAACAAACGAUAAAACCUGUUUUGAAAUAAAAUAUUGCUUCUUAUUUUUUCA